Bufo bufo (common toad) is the source of this 1770-nucleotide messenger RNA. RefSeq names its product MOB kinase activator 3C (gene MOB3C). Gene Ontology annotation, molecular function: protein kinase activator activity. The record is from RefSeq and is a predicted model, not a curated record. Gene Ontology annotation, biological process: signal transduction; positive regulation of protein phosphorylation. Lineage: Eukaryota; Metazoa; Chordata; Amphibia; Anura; Bufonidae. The transcript has 5 exons. The coding region runs from base 255 to 905 and encodes 216 amino acids. Gene Ontology annotation, cellular component: nucleus; cytoplasm.
UAUUACAAGAACAGUUGUGCUUUUGGACACAGAGUCAGGUGUGACAUCACUGGAGGAGCAGAGCUGUGUCCACAGAACUCUCCAAACUGCUUGCUGACUAGAGCUGAAAGGAUUCAGGAGCCAUCACAUUAUCUGCCUACUAGGUACUCGGGCUGGGCGAGGGGAUAUAAGGGUCUGAUCAUUCACAGGAGGCUACUGGAGAUAGUCUGCCGUCCUCCAGUCUGUGACUUGCAUCGUAGUGUGGACUGGACAUCAUGGCAUUGUGCCUCACCCAGGUCUUUAACAAAGACAGAACGUUCCGUCCCAGGAAGAGGUUUGAACCCGGAACCCAACGAUUUGAGCUCUAUAAAAAGGCUCAGGCCUCCCUGAAAUCAGGUCUGGAUCUUAGGAGUGUGGUGCAGCUUCCCGAGGCGGAGAACAUUAAUGACUGGAUAGCUGUGCAUGUUGUUGACUUCUUCAACAGGAUCAAUCUGAUUUAUGGAACAAUGUCAGAGUUCUGCACAGAGAGGAGUUGUCCCAUUAUGUCUGGUGGCCUCAGGUAUGAAUACAGGUGGCAGGAUGACCUCAAGUACAAGAAGCCCACAAAGGUGUCCGCUCCGCUCUAUAUGAACUUGCUAAUGGACUGGAUAGAGACACUGAUCAACAACGAAGACAUAUUCCCAACUCGAACAGGGAUUCCUUUCCCAAAGAACUUCCAGCAAGUCUGCACCAAGAUCCUGACACGGUUAUUCCGGGUAUUUGUCCACGUCUACAUCCAUCAUUUUGAUGGUAUCAUCAGUGUGGGGGCGGAAGCUCAUGUCAACACCUGCUACAAACACUUCUACUACUUCAUUGCAGAGUUCAGCCUGGUGGAUCAUCGAGAGCUGGAACCAUUGAGAGAAAUGACAGAGAGAAUCUGCCACUGACAUUGGAUACACCGGAAAACCUGCUGGAUCCAGAUUUUACAACAUGGAAGUAGCUGACUGCAAAUGGGCCAGGAAUACGAAUUUCCCUAUACCAAUGAAAAGAAGGUGGUCUGACCGCCAAGCUCCAGCUUUGAAGGGGACUAGUGAUGUUAACUGGUGUCCUACAUUAUACAGGUCAAUUUGGUGAAGGUCUAGCACCAAAAAACAAACAGUCAUUAAUCUUCAGAACGUGGCAUUGUGGUGAGGGCGAGUGCCAUGGUGUAGAGUGAAGGCAGCCUGUAGCUUCCCAGGAUCUUGUGCGGCUGCUGUCAUUUCACUCAGAAAGCCUUUUGUUUUCUGGAUCUUCACACAGACGUGCUCCUCUUCCUGGCGCAUGUGAAGAAUAUUUCUCACUAGUGAAGAUAUGAGCCAUUCCAGAUCCAUUUAGAUAAUCAGUGAUGAUUAUGAACUGCUCUUCUAGGAACUCAUUGCUGUAGUACAUGGGGAGCGGAUGUCCAGCACCGAGGGGCCGUCGGAUGCACACGUGCUGGAAUAACGGUGGGGGGUUGGAGGUGUUCUGCUGGGUCUAAAGGGUUCUUGCCAUGGUGUGGAAUACACUUUUAUAUCACUGGUACCUAUGGACAGUCAUUAUCCACUUACUUCUGGUUACAUCGGGAGGGGGGGGGGGGUCAUAAUCCUGUUCUGUGUUCUCAUUUAUUGUGAUGGAAAAAUCCCUUUAAACCUCUGUAUAAAAAAACUAAACUGUUCAGCAUCAGUAGAAUUAAUCCAAUGGAUAUUAUGUAUUAUGGCCCCCCCCUCAUACAAUAUUACACGGCACCACCCCCCCCUCAUACAAUAUUACACGGACCCCCCCCCUGCAUACAAU